GCACGGCGCCGUUUCUAUCAGAUUUUGCAGCUCGAUGUCACAAUUGCUCUGAUUGAGCUACUGUCGCGUGCGCAAAUAGUUGAGCAGUUUUGAAAGGACUUCCAUUCAUGAACUUCCACGUAUCCUUUGCAGAUCCUUUGCAGAUAUAUUGCCGUGUAUUGUAUGUGCUCUUUCAUUACUUCCUAUUAACAAACUACGCCUGGAUGUUCUGCGAGGAUCUCUAUUUGCACACCUUACUGGUAAACGCAUUCACCAACGAGCACAAAUUAGUGAAUUGGCUGAUUGGACUCGGAUUGUCGGUGCCGGCUGUAAUCGUCACCUUGUACAUGGCACUACGCGCCUCCAGCAACGAUCCUGCGGACAUUGAGCAGUGCUGGAUCAACGAGGGCAGCUAUAUGAAUGUGCUUGUUUAUCCCGUGUACGUAUCCACCAUGUUGAACCUGCUCUUCCUAUUUAACAUCGUGCGAGUGCUCCUCAUGAAGCUGCGCGCCAGACCCGCCGUCGGAACACGCCCAUCGCGAUUCAUGCUGCAGGCUUUCAGAUCAACGUUAUUGUUAGUACCUCUCUUGGGUCUUUACUAUUUAGUGAUUCCAUUUCGGCCGCCCGAAAAGCAUCCUUGGGAGCAGUUUUACGAAGUCCUUUCUGCGAUCAUAGCUUUCUUCCAGGGCCUCUGUGUGGCGGUACUUAUCGGCUUUUGCAACGGGGAGGUAAUGGCGCAGUUCAAGAGGAAGUGGGAGAACAACGUGCUGUUGCGGAAAUGAAUUAACUCCUGCACGACCACGACUGUCUCGGUAUGUGAUAUUGACGAAAAGUUCGGGAUGGGUUUUUGCGGCCGAGGAUCGAUUUUAAACGCCACCCAGCUUUCUCACUUACUUUCUCACGCAAGGAAAAACUCCCGUUGAGGAAUAAAACCCGGUCGAGAGCGGAUGGAUCAAGAGGAAUGCGGCGAGGAUGCAUUCUCUACAAAUUGAAUUCGUUAUCUCUAAAAUCACGGGAUUAAUUGACAAGUCUCCCUGCUCCUGCCUAUUCUAUCUCGUCGUCUGUGUACUCUUGCUAACCUGUUGUUCUUCAUUUUCUCUUUAUGCGAACGACUGAACCAACAAUCUCUCACCCAAACGCUUCCACGCGAUGAAGCCGAUGAUCGACAGCUCUCUGCUAGUAUUUGUUAUUUUGCUUGCAA
This is a messenger RNA of Harpegnathos saltator (Jerdon's jumping ant), 1180 nucleotides long. RefSeq names its product secretin receptor-like. Lineage: Eukaryota; Metazoa; Arthropoda; Insecta; Hymenoptera; Formicidae. Gene Ontology annotation, molecular function: G protein-coupled peptide receptor activity. The record is from RefSeq and is a predicted model, not a curated record. Gene Ontology annotation, cellular component: plasma membrane. The transcript is spliced from 5 exons. Gene Ontology annotation, biological process: adenylate cyclase-modulating G protein-coupled receptor signaling pathway; cell surface receptor signaling pathway.